UAUCGACAAAAUAUAUACUCCUCCUUCCCCAAAUUCACAAAACCCAUAGACAUUAGACGCAGAAGUAAAAUACAGUCAGAAACAAUGGCGACGAAAGAGAUGCAAGUAGUGAAGGGGCUGGACAUCGAGAGAUACAUGGGGAGAUGGUACGAGAUCGCAUCGUUCCCGUCGAGAUUCCAGCCGAAAAGCGGCGUGGACACACGCGCCACCUACAGUCUGAACCCCGACGGCACGGUUCACGUGCUGAACGAGACGUGGACGGAUGGGAAGAGGGGCUACAUCGAAGGCACCGCCUACAAAGCCGAUUCCAACAGCGAUGAGGCUAAGCUCAAAGUCAAAUUCUACGUUCCCCCCUUUCUGCCUAUCAUCCCCAUCACUGGUGAUUAUUGGGUUCUCUACCUCGAUGCUGAUUAUCAGUAUGCUGUAGUUGGCCAGCCCUCCCGCAAUUAUUUAUGGAUUCUGAGCAGGAAGGCUCAUAUUGAUGAGGAGACAUACAAUAUGCUGGUGGAGAAGGCCAAAGGGGAAGGAUACGAUGUGAGCAAGCUCCACAAAACGCCUCAAUCUGAUACCCCGCCCGAAACUGAGAACGCCACCAACGACACUAAAGGCAUCUGGUGGCUUAAAUCCAUCUUUGGAAAAUAGGAUGUAGUAUAAGAUAGUACUCCAUGUUGAACAAGAAGACUAUGUAUUCAUAUUAAUAUUUCGUCUUAUUUCCUCCUUGUGCAUAAUAUAACAUGCUAAGAGUUUUUAUCUA
This is a messenger RNA of Salvia hispanica, 754 nucleotides long. It is a transcript of the gene TIL, whose product is annotated as temperature-induced lipocalin. Gene Ontology annotation, cellular component: cytoplasm. NCBI's taxonomy places the organism in Eukaryota, Viridiplantae, Streptophyta, Magnoliopsida, Lamiales, Lamiaceae. Gene Ontology annotation, biological process: response to reactive oxygen species; lipid metabolic process. The record is from RefSeq and is a predicted model, not a curated record.